Halteromyces radiatus is the source of this 2021-nucleotide messenger RNA. Its product is annotated as ferric reductase like transmembrane component-domain-containing protein. Bases 46 to 1899 code for a protein of 617 amino acids. NCBI's taxonomy places the organism in Eukaryota, Fungi, Mucoromycota, Mucoromycetes, Mucorales, Cunninghamellaceae. Gene Ontology annotation, cellular component: plasma membrane. Gene Ontology annotation, molecular function: oxidoreductase activity. The record is from RefSeq and is a predicted model, not a curated record. The transcript is spliced from 2 exons.
UUUCUUGUCAUCCAUUACCUAUUCUUUCCUUUUCAAGUUUAGAUUAUGGAAUUAAGGACAAGUACAACUUUCCAUAUAGCUGGCUAUAGCUAUGCAUUCUUUUGGUGGGGCCUGUUUACUCUUUAUUGUCUUGGUCACCAAUUCAACCGAUGGCGAAUUUACUUACAUCGAAGACAACAAUUGAAACUGCAACAAAAAUCUGGUAGUCAGUCUGCAUCUAAAGCUACUUUUGAUCCUAUAUUACCUUGGGAACGAUGGUUACGACCUUUGGACCGUGUAGUGGCCAUCCCUUACGUGACAGAAAUGAUCGCGAUCAAACAUAUUAUUGGUGUGUUUCUCUUUAUCUGCAUUAACCUGAUCUGGAUCUUUUUUGCUCCUUUCAAAUGGAACGAUGCCUUUACAACAUACAAAUUGGAAUCUAUCGGAUUAUUUGAUCGUCGUGCGGCUUUUAUUGGUAUGGUGAAUUGGUGUUUUGUUUUUAUGUUGGCUUCUAGGAAUUCUCUUCUUUCUUCCAUGUCUGGCUUUACUUUUGAACAAAUGAUUCCUUAUCAUCGUUGGUUGGCUCGUAUUGGUUUAUUAGAAUUCAUUCCUCAUUUUGUCUGGCGCAUGAUGCAUGGUUAUGAAAAGACUUAUAUCGUAGCUGAUACUCUAUUUUAUGAUUUGGAACAAACAUCUGGUACCAUUUGUAUGCUUGGUUUCCUCCUGUUAUUUGUCACUUCUUUUGGUUAUAUUCGCCGUCACUUUUUUGAAUUCUUUUAUUAUGCUCAUAUCAUCGGAAUCAUUGUAGCCAUCAUUUUUGCCUGUAUUCAUGAAGUCAUGUGUUUUGUUUACUUUAUGCCUGUGGUGAUUUUAUGGGUAGCUGAUCGAGCCUGGCGAUCUUAUCAAUCUUGGUAUAUUCCGGUGACUCCUAUUCAAAUCAACCCUGCAGUAUCCAAGACUGAAAAACAAGAAGGUAUUGUUCGUGUUUUAUUUGAUCACUCCCGUCUGGCAUCUCAUUAUCAUCCUGGUCAAUAUGUAUUUGUUGCUAUGGCAAAGAAGGGUAAAGCAUGGUGCAAAUGGCAAUUUGCGAACUGGCAUCCUAUGACAAUCUCUGAAGUCUUCCGUGGUUCUCGUGGUGUAUCCUCUUAUAUCAAUUCAUCUAAUUCUUCUGUAAUUAAUGAAACUAUUAUUGCAGAUGAAAAGAAGAACCCUACUACCAAUAUUGAAAAUGCGAAGCAAAACAGUGACAAGACAGUAGAUAUCAGCGAUACAGCAUCUAUCGAUACUGCUCAAUUGCGACGACGUGGCGCUACUGCUCCUGCUGCAUCAUCCUCAUCGAAUAUGGUGGCUUCUUUACAUAUCAAAGCCCUUGGUGGAUUUACUCGUGAUUUACUUGAUCAUGCAGAUCAGAAUCAAGCCUUACAUUUCAAGGUGGAUGGUCCCUAUGGUCCUCGUUUGGAAUAUCAAGAUUACAAUGUGUUGAGUUGUUUUGCUGCUGGUAUUGGUAUCACUCCUGCAUUGACUUUGAUCAAGGAUUGUGUGGAACGUCGUAGUGCUGGUAUUGCUUCUGUGAUGACUCAUCAUGUCCAAUUGGUGUGGGUAGUACGCUCAAGUGAUGAAGUCAAGGCUUUUGCGGAACAAAUCGAUUAUUGGCGUGAACGUGCAAGUGUGGCAAUCUCUCCCUUGACUUUAGAUUUAUCCGUCUAUGUAACUCGUGAACCUCUUGGUGAAGAAAAUUUGGCUGGAUUCGACAAAACAGUUUAUGGUAAACGACCCAAGAUUGAUGAAUGUAUGAACAACAUCCCUGAACAAAAAAGUGUUUUUGUACAUACCUGUGGAUCCGAUCAAUUUAUGACCACCGUGGUCAAUCAAGCUGUAGAAAGAAAAUGGGAUUAUCAUCACGAAACCUUUGAAUUUUAGAAUAUAUAUAUAUAUUUCUAUCUCUCUCUCUCUCUCAUACAUACAUGCAUACAUAUUUACAUACAAUCAUCUAUAUAUACUUGACAUUCUUUUCAUUAUACAUUUAUUUUUAUUAUACAUCC